Molecule: messenger RNA, 2172 nt
Organism: Rhizoctonia solani
Lineage: Eukaryota; Fungi; Basidiomycota; Agaricomycetes; Cantharellales; Ceratobasidiaceae
Product: C2H2 zinc finger
Exons: 6
Coding region: 1-2172 (723 amino acids)
Biological process (GO): regulation of transcription by RNA polymerase II
Cellular component (GO): nucleus
Source: RefSeq, a predicted model, not a curated record
AUGCCUGCAUCUGAUCCACCUUUUAUUCCACCGUCUGACCCAUUCAUAAUCGAAUCUUCUUCUCAGCUCAUUUGUCCUCGCUUGCCUGACUCUGUCAUUCAUUAUCCCCCCGAAGACGAGGAUGAUAUCCUCAAGCCAUAUAUUGGCGUAUUCCGCCUCGAUCCAUUUACGACUCACGAUGGUGUCCGUGGGCGUCCGGUUCCUGCGCCACUACGCGCCGCCCACACCCUCAGGACACUCGGCCAUCCCGAUGGUGGCUCCGCCUCGGAGCUGUCGCCUCCAGCUCUUGAUAUCUCCGAGGGGCCAGUUACGGUACCUGGACGGCGACACGGCUCAGUCACCGACGCUUUCAGAACAUCCGCGCGUACGCAUCACUCGUACCCGAUGCAUCACGACCAUUCCAAAUUCGACCCUCACGAUCACCCCUUUACACGAAUGAACCGCACUCCUGAUCCCCAGCCAACCGUACUCCAGCCGUCAACGACAUCGGCCUACCCUCCUUCGCUUGCCUAUUGGGCAGAUCGUACCGCAUCUAGGUCCGAGUCCAUGUAUGCGCCCGAUCCCACUUUGGAAGCAAGCCAAGACUCGUCCAAUGGAUAUCAGUAUGCGUAUAGUGUCUUAAAUGCUUCAGGAAGCGAUGGCUAUCAAACAACCCAAGCCCCCUCCUAUUCCUAUUCCCAUUCCCAGGGUCACUCAUAUAGCGACUGUGCCCCCUACUCACGAGAGGCAACCACAUUGCCAUUUCCGAGGAGCGAUGUAUCAACACGACAUCAGCAUACCCUCUUUUCAACCCCAGCGCAAAUGUCGAUCGCUUCCCGCCAAGAUGGGGUUAACCGUCUAGCCAACUGUGAUCCAAGCCCAGGUCCUUUGCCAUGCUCAGAUGGAAAUAUCGGCCCGGCCGAUGAACACUCACUUGGGUACAGUGGCCUAGGAUAUAUCCAGCACCACUUGCCGAUAGGCAGUUGUGUGGUUGAUGGAACUCAGGUUCACGACGGUGAUUGCCGUGGCUUCCUUCCCACUCAGAAUGAUGCCCGACAUAGGGAUAUCAAACUCCAACCGUCUUCUCCUCAUCAGGCACAGCUCGAUUUGGUGUGUCGACCUCCGCUUCCCGCCCCAUACGGUUCGUAUUCGCGCGAAGCACAAUUUCAGCCAACCCCGCGAGACGACGAUCAAGCCAUUUCUCGGGAAUAUGAACAAUACGGCCGUGGGUACGAUCCAUCCGAAGGACACAUCUAUCAUCAGCAAACCCCUGGGACAUACACUCGUGAUUCGCCACAUAGUUAUGGCUCUGAUUCCAACGCCUUUGAUAGGCGCACAUCCAUAUCCUUCGACCGCCCGAUCUCACGUACUGGCGUCUUGGACCACUCGGCUCCUGGGACAUACAGCUACCCUGAGGCGGGCACUUUGAACUUGACAGAUUCGGCUCGGUUCCAUCGCCCUAUCUCCCGCUCUUUCAGUCAUUCUAAUUUAUCGCCUGUGUCCAGUCCGCUCGCCAGGCGGACUUCUCUUGAUGUUAUUGACGCUCCUGGCACGGUCACCCCUAUGCGUAUUUUUGAUUCUCCUGUUGCGGUCAGGUCUUUGACCCUCUCCCCUACUCCUUCAACCACUUCGAGCUUGGUAGAUCGGCGCGAUAAUACUCGACCCUCUCGUCGAUUCGCGCCGUUUAUGCCUGGCGAGAUGAGUCAAGUUGGAGGAGGUAGCAAGGAGCACCGGUGUGAUGUAUGCAAUAGGCGGUUCAAUCGUCCUUCGACACUCGUCACACACAUGAAUACACACACGGGCGAGAAACCGCACAUAUGCCCAAUCCCGAAUUGUGGUAGUCGAUUUAGCGUGUCUUCCAAUCUCAAGCGCCACGUAAAGAAUCACAAAUCUCCGGGAUCACAACCUCGCGGACGCAAGAAACGUAACGUCGCUCGCAAAGAAGAUGCUCCCAAGCCACAGUCUCGCGCGCUUCAAGACGCAAGAAUGUACAACCCUGUGCCCCGAGAGUUUGCGCGGAAUGCGCAACUUCAAGGUCUUGUCUUCACGUCCUCCCUACAAGAUGCCCAAGGAAGUCGCCACGCUCCGUUCGGCCUCAUGGAUGCCCAGGUGAUGAGAAUUAUGAAGAACGCGAUUCCUUCUUCUACGCUCAAGAAGCGGAUCAGCCGACUCCAUAUCACCCGCUCAUGGUAG